Molecule: messenger RNA, 1803 nt
Organism: Ictalurus furcatus (blue catfish)
Lineage: Eukaryota; Metazoa; Chordata; Actinopteri; Siluriformes; Ictaluridae
Gene: tbx22
Product: T-box transcription factor 22
Exons: 8
Coding region: 36-1688 (550 amino acids)
Biological process (GO): regulation of transcription by RNA polymerase II; cell fate specification; positive regulation of DNA-templated transcription
Cellular component (GO): nucleus
Molecular function (GO): RNA polymerase II cis-regulatory region sequence-specific DNA binding; DNA-binding transcription factor activity, RNA polymerase II-specific
Source: RefSeq, a predicted model, not a curated record
AAGUCGAUUAAAGCUGCUACAUUUCGUCGAUCUGGAUGGCCAUGCAAGGUCUGAGUGAAGCCGGGGAGAGAGUUUCGGUCGCCUGCCCGCGGGCGCAGGGCUUGAGCCGGAGAGCGCACGCUUUCUCUGUGGAGGCUUUAGUGGGGAAAAGCUGCAAAAGGUUGAAAGUAGAAAAAGCGAAGGAUGAGAAGAGGGAGGAAAGUGACUGCGGCUUGGAUACAUCGACUGGGACUGUCGUGGAUGAAGGAGAGGACAGCGGUGAGCGUGCUCUCAUCUUCACUGUGUCUAUUUGCGCACUGACUUUAUCGAAUCAAAUCGAGGAAGCUGUUGAGACCACGAGCAAACCCGCUGGGGACAAAACCGAUCCGGACACACAGAUCCAAGUGGAACUGCAAGGGUCCGAUCUGUGGAGCAGAUUUCACGAGAUCGGAACAGAGAUGAUCAUCACCAAAGCGGGCAGGCGAAUGUUUCCAUCUAUUCGAGUGAAAGUGAGGAACCUGGACCCGUUCAAACAAUACUACAUCGCCAUGGACAUCAAACUCGUGGAUUCAAAGAGAUACAGGUAUGUGUACCACAGUUCCCAGUGGAUGGUGGCUGGAAACACGGAUCACUCGUGCAUCACCCCGCGGCUUUACAUACACCCGGACUCGCCAUGCUCAGGAGAGACGUGGAUGCGUCAAGUGAUCAGCUUCGACCGGGUGAAAUUAACAAACAACGAGAUGGACGACAAGGGCCAUAUCAUCCUGCAGUCCAUGCACAAGUACAAGCCGCGCGUGCACGUAGUCGUACACGAGCCAUGUCUGGACGUGUCGCAAAUCGCUGCGCUCCCGACUGAAGGCGUGUGCACCUUCUCCUUCCCCGAGACGCAGUUCACAACCGUGACCGCCUACCAAAACCAACAGAUAACAAAACUGAAGAUUGACAGGAACCCCUUUGCCAAGGGCUUCAGAGACCCAGGAAGAAACAGGGGCGUACUAGAUGGCGUUCUGGACUCUUACCCCUGGCGAAAUACAUUUGGUCUCAGUUUGAAACCAUUUACUCUGGAGCUGCAAGAAAAUUCCAUAAUGAAAUCACUGAAUGUUCCUUUCUGUGAUGGUAAAUUUGCUAGAAUGUCAUGUAUCAUUUUAAUACGUUAUGCAGGUGAAAACUGCGGGUCGUCCGAGAGCUGUGGUGACGUUUCCUCUCUGAAAAGCCUCUUGCCACACUCCAGUUCCUUGCUCUCCUACCCGUUCAACCUCUCUGGCCCCGACAGUGAUCUUCACAACCUCAGUGUCCCCCUCUGCUCUAAAGUGACCUCUUCAAACCCCUCCUUCACAAGCCGACCCUACUGCAGCCUCAUACCAGACCGACUCAGAGGUUACUCAGGCUUGCGAACCUUGAUAGACUACCCCAUGCUGUCUCCUCUCCAUGGCAAAAAAAUAGGUGGUUGCAAGGGCCAGUGCCUCCAUAGCCACUGCUUGAUUUCCAUCCAGAACCUUCAGUCGAGCCGAACCUCUGGAGCUCACCCGGAUACCGCAACAUCUUCUCUCAUGUCUCCGUAUGGCCUGUAUAGCUACAGUUUACCUUUCAGACCUCACAUCUCCAGCAUCACCGGCUCAUCAAAACCAGCUGACAGCAUAAUCCUGGCAUCAUCUGAAAGCCUUCUGCGCCAAACAGCCUGGCAUUCGACUGUCAAUCAUUGCUUCUGACCUUGGCAGAUGCUGGAACUGAACUCUAGGUAAACAUGUCCUUAAUGCCGAUACAUAGCUGCUGUUCCUCCUGUUAUUCAUAUGGCUCAACGCAGUAUAGCUAGGAUGCAGUUUG